Pyrenophora tritici-repentis Pt-1C-BFP is the source of this 1027-nucleotide messenger RNA. RefSeq names its product FabG, Dehydrogenase with different specificities (related to short-chain alcohol dehydrogenase). Gene Ontology annotation, molecular function: oxidoreductase activity. The record is from RefSeq and is a predicted model, not a curated record. Lineage: Eukaryota; Fungi; Ascomycota; Dothideomycetes; Pleosporales; Pleosporaceae.
GGUCGCAUCACGACGGCAGCAACAACAGAGAAUUGGUACGCUUCAGCAACUCAUUCAAGCCCACAAACUUAAACAUUCAUCGCCGUCGGACUUUUCCUGUCGAUCCAUUGCCAGUGUAAAAUCUCAUUGUAACCUUCACGAACUCGCCGGCAAGAUAACCGCCAUCAUGUCUACCCCGGCAGAACGAGAUGUCCAGCUCCAGGACUUUUCAAACAUCUUCAGUCUCAAAGGCAAAGUCGCCGUUGUAAGCGGCGGAUCGCGAGGUCUGGGAUUACACGCUGCAUCUGGCCUCCUCCAAGCCGGCUGCUCCAAAGUCUUCAUCACCUCGCGCAAAGCUAGCGCCUGCACCGAAGCCGUCGCUGCCCUCAAUGCGUUGCCCAACAAACAGCCCGGCGCAACCGCAUAUUCGAUACCCGCCGACAGCUCCAAGGUUGCUGAUAUCGAACGGCUGGUCGCCGAAGUAGCAAAGCAUACGGAUCACGUUGAUAUCUUGUUUGCAAAUGCAGGAGCUACCUGGGGAAGCCGGUUCGAUGAGGUGGACGAGAAGAAUGGAUGGGAUAGGGUCAUGGACUUGAAUGUCAAGGGCGUGUUUUUCACGAUACAGAAAUUCGCUCCCCUCCUCGCCAAAUCCGCGACACGAGAAGAGCCCUCCCGCGUCAUCGUCACUGGUAGCGUUGCUGGAAUCGCCACAGCGUCCGUUGGCGAUGAAUCGGGCACGUACUCUUACGCCGCCUCCAAAGCCGCCGUGCUACAUCUCGUCCGCAACCUCGCUGUUGAGCUGGGACCACGCCGCAUCCUCGUCAACGGCAUCGCACCCGGGUUCUUCAUGAGCAAGAUGGCGGCUGGGCUGAUGGAAAAGGCAGGUGGAGAGGAAGCGCUGGGCAAGGCUAGCCCGAACGGACGAGUGGGUCGGCCAGAGGAUAUUGCUGCUGCGGUUGUGUUUCUGAGCAGUCGGGCAGGUGGGCAUGUCAACGGUGAUACGAUUGUGCUUGAUGGGGGCAAGAUACAUGGUGGUGUGAAGUUGUAA